Messenger RNA from Theobroma cacao (cacao), 903 nucleotides. RefSeq names its product ralf-like 4 (gene RALFL4). NCBI's taxonomy places the organism in Eukaryota, Viridiplantae, Streptophyta, Magnoliopsida, Malvales, Malvaceae. Gene Ontology annotation, cellular component: plasmodesma. The record is from RefSeq and is a predicted model, not a curated record. Gene Ontology annotation, biological process: calcium-mediated signaling.
CUCACAGCCAUCCCGCAUUCGUUCUAUAACUUUCUCUUCCCCUCCUUUAUCAGGAAGGGCAGGGCUUAGGCAUUACAACCCUCUCUGUCUCUGUCUCUCUCUCUCUCUCUCUUACAACUUUUCUUUCGUUCAGAAAGUUAGCAUUUUGUUUUUUUCUUUUCCAACGUUCCCGAAAUGGGUUCCAAGGUCUGGCUGGUCUUCCUUCUCUUGGCCUUGGCAAUGGUGGCCGAGUCCACCACAUUUCACGAGGCCAGCUGGGGUCUCACCCAUUUUGGCAACGAUGAGUUAAGUUCAUGCAUUGACGGACAGUGUGAUGUUGAAGAUGUCAGCCAGACAUUGAUGGAUUCCGAGAUAAAUCGUCGCCAACUUGCUCAGAAAAGAUACAUUAGCUACGGAGCCCUUAAGGCCAACUCAGUCCCAUGCAACCGUCGUGGAAACUCCUACUACAACUGUCAGAACAGGAAAAGAGCUAACCCUUACAACCGUGGUUGCAGCGCCAUUACCCAUUGCUAUAGGUACACUAGUUGAAGAGAAAGUUCACCCAAGAGAGAGAAACCCCCAAAAACAAAAUUUCUAGAGUCACCGAGCUUGCAAUAUUUCCUCCUCUGAAUCCCCUUCUUCGUCUUCUUCUUCUUCUUAACUAAUUCUUCCUUGUUAAACAAAGUUAUCAUUUGUAUUUUGGCUUGUUUUUGGUCAUAAAUAUAUGUUCCAUAUGUGUUAAAAGGGUAGUGCAAAAGGGGGUCAAGGUGUUCUUGCUUUUGUAAUUUGCACUAAUUCUUAAUUAAUUAUUUUUAAUAUGUAUCUUCUGGAGGAAAUUAAAAAAAAAAAGGGAAAUGAAGGCUAGAAUAAAAUAAUACUGUAGUAUUCCAAAUCUAAUGAGAGCUUGGUAGGUUUUUCUCUCUA